This is a messenger RNA of Penicillium nucicola, 2304 nucleotides long. RefSeq names its product homoaconitase LysF (gene lysF). Lineage: Eukaryota; Fungi; Ascomycota; Eurotiomycetes; Eurotiales; Aspergillaceae. The coding region runs from base 1 to 2304 and encodes 767 amino acids. The transcript has 2 exons. The record is from RefSeq and is a predicted model, not a curated record. Gene Ontology annotation, molecular function: homoaconitate hydratase activity; 4 iron, 4 sulfur cluster binding. Gene Ontology annotation, biological process: L-lysine biosynthetic process.
AUGUCUAGGCAACUACGUACGCUGCUGCGCAGGCCGCUUUUGCCUCGGUUGAGUCAAACGGCCGCUCUCCCAGGUCUCACAAGCAGGAGAAUCCCUCAACACUUCCAAUCGGUCUCGAUUCCCGCGCCUGCACGCUUUCUGAGCUCGAAUGCCCCCAGACAGGCGGAAGCUUUCCCCUCGCAGCUCGAAAAUGCCUCUUCGAUCCCCAACGAGAGCGGGCGGUCGCAGACCUUGACCGAGAAGAUUGUACAACGCUAUGCAGUUGGUCUCCCCGAAGGAAAGCUUGUCCGAAGUGGCGAUUAUAUCAGUCUUGCGCCCGGAUACUGCAUGACUCAUGAUAACUCGUGGCCCGUGGCACUCAAGUUCAUGUCUAUGGGAGCUACCCAAAUCAACAACCCUAAGCAAAUCGUCAUGACCCUCGAUCACGACGUUCAGAACACUAGCGCAUCAAACCUGCAGAAAUAUCAACAAAUCGAGACUUUUGCUGGUCAGCAUGGUAUCGAUUUCUAUCCUGCCGGACGGGGUAUUGGACACCAGGUUAUGGUGGAAGAGGGAUAUGCUUGGCCCGGUACUAUGGCGGUAGCCUCCGACAGCCACAGCAACCACUACGGUGGUGUUGGCUGCCUUGGAACCGCUGUGGUGAGAACCGACGCUGCCAGUAUUUGGGCAACCUCCCGGACAUGGUGGCAGAUCCCCCCAGUUGCGAAGGUCACUUUCACCGGAGUGCUACCUAAGGGUGUGACCGGUAAGGAUGUAAUCGUCGCGCUGUGCGGUAUGUUCAACAGUGACGUUCUCAACCAUGCAAUUGAGUUCACUGGCUCCGAAGAGACCAUGGCCAGUCUUCUGGUGGAUAGCCGUAUGACUAUUGCCAACAUGACGACUGAGUGGGGUGCUCUCACUGGUCUAUUCCCUAUUGACAGGACUCUGGAACGUUGGCUACGAUACAAGGCCACUGAGGCAGCUAUGCUCGAAGACCGUACAACUCGGGAGCGUAUCACUCACGAACGAGUUGAUGAGCUGUUCGCCAACCCUCUCUCCGCGGAUCCCGAUGCUGUUUACGCCAAGCAGCUUUACCUUAACCUCUCCACCCUCUCCCCCUAUGUCUCUGGUCCUAACUCCGUCAAGGUUGCCACACCUUUGAACGAGUUGGUUCAGCAGGACAUCAAGGUUAACCGCGCCUACAUUGUUUCCUGCACGAACUCGCGUGCUUCUGACCUUGCUGCCGCUGCCAAGGUCUUCAAGGAUGCUGCCAAGGCUAACCCCGACAGCCCUGCCAAGAUUGCCGACGGUGUCAAGCUUUACAUUGCCGCAGCCUCCGCGCCCGAACAGGAGGCUGCCGAAGCCACUGGUGACUGGAAGGUGCUGCUUGAUGCUGGUGCUCAGCCGUUGCCUGCUGGCUGUGGACCUUGCAUUGGUCUCGGCACAGGUCUUCUUGAGCCCGGCGAGGUUGGAAUCAGUGCCAGCAACCGUAACUUCAAGGGACGCAUGGGUUCGCGUGAUGCCCUCGCCUACCUGGCCAGCCCCGAGGUCGUUGCUGCCAGUGCUCUGAGCGGUAUCAUCUCCGGCCCCGGUGCCUACGAGGUGCCCCAAGGCUGGGAUGGUGUUGAGCAUGGCUUCGGCACCGGUGCCGAGCCCAGCACUGUGGAUGAGCUCUCCAACAUGCUUCAGCAGAUGGAGUCCUUGAUCGACCGUGUUGAGUCCGCUGACGCCUCUGCCAAGCCUGCCACCGAGAUUCUGCCUGGCUUCCCCGAGAGCAUCACUGGCGAGAUCGUCUUCUGUGACUUUGACAACCUCGACACUGACAACAUCUACCCCGGCAAAUUGACAUACCAGGACAACGUCUCCAAGGAGGACAUGGCUAACGCCUGUAUGUCCAACUACGACCCCGAGUUCAAGGGAAUUGCCAAGCCCAACGACAUCCUGGUCUCCGGCUUCAACUUUGGUUGCGGAUCCUCAAGAGAGCAAGCCGCUACUGCAAUCCUCGCCAAGCAGAUCCCUCUGGUCGUUGCUGGCAGCUUCGGAAACAUCUUCUCCCGAAACAGUAUCAACAACGCCCUUAUGGGUCUCGAGGUUCCCAAGCUUGUUGAGCGUCUGCGUACCGCCUUCUCGGACCGUCAGCCCACCCGCCGGACCGGCUGGACUUUGACCUGGGACGUGAAGCGCAGUGUCGUUGAGGUGCAAGAGGGUGAGGGCGGCGAUAAGUGGACCGAGCAGGUCGGCGAGCUCCCCGCCAACGUUCAAGAGAUCAUUGCGGCUGGUGGCCUCGAGGCGUGGGUCAAGAACGAAGUUCAGAAGUCGCAAUAA